CAGAUGCACCUGAAUACUGGUAGAGCACCCCGCAGAGAUGAUGAAAGGUUGAAAGGAUGGAAGCCUUUAUAUGAAUUUAUGCUUGCGUCAAAACCAGCUACCGGUAUCUGAAAGCAACAAUUACUUUUGCAUUUGUUGUCAUUCUCCUCUUUCAUAAUGAGGUUUGACAUUUCAUAUUGACUGAGUGUCCCAUUAUUUUGACAUGUCUAGGUUUAGGUGCAUCAUAAUAAAAGUAAAUGGAGAAAUGGAAAUAAAGAACGAAAACUAGUUACUCCUCGAGUUGUGCGUUUACACAUUUUCAAACUCCGAUACGCCAUACCGUUCAUAACGAACACAUGCAUGUUAACUGGGAAAACCUCACUUGAAAACAGCAUAGGUACAUCCUUCUCCUGUUGGAUGAUACCUUUACCGAGUUAUUUUUAGCUUGGUUGGAUGCAUCUGGAAGUGGUACACCGCCCACGGUUCGUCAGCAACACAUAAGCAAUUGUGGGCAAGACUUGCCAAAGGCUCCUCUUACUUUCAAAGUCAACCCAUACUAAAAAAAAAAUGGAGCAAUCGACGCACCGUACUGGUCUAGCAGAGAUACCCCCACCACCAGAUAAAAUACCCCCAACGAGACCAGAUAAUGCUGCUAAAACGCUCCCACCUGGACGAGAACACGGAUUGGAAAGUGGAAAGUCUGUCAAGCAAGGAGGCGUUGCGCGUCAAGGACAUGACCAAGGCCGUGCCGAAGUUGCUAGCGCAAAGAAUGGAGCUCAUGAGCAUUUGCAGAGCAGGGAAGAAAACUUAAUUCAUCACCAGGUGAUUCUUCCGCCGGUUGUGAAAGAGCAUAUCCAACGAAAUAUCGUUGUAGUCCAACCGUCUAUGGAGAGUGAAGAAGGUGUUGAGGAGGAGGAGAGCGGAGAGGAAGCCGGGGCUGCCACUGCGAUCAUCCUUGAGGCUUGGAAUGACGAGGAACCUGUUCAGAGCGAGAGUGAAAAGGCGUCCCCGGCACCUGUUCGGGUUGCAAAACCGAACAUUAUCACAAUAGCUCAUUCGGACGUCCCUGCACCGGGCUCGCCUGUUAACAACGAACCCGCUUUAACAGCUCCACAGACGGACCCAACAGAUCCUAGUAAAAUUAUCCUUCGUAAUCCCUGGGACGCGGAUGUCGUCGUGCUUGACAAAGAAGUUGAAGCAAAGGCGGCUGCCGAGUUCUAUGCAAAGCAUGUGACAAACCUUCCUCCAUUCCGUCCUCCUAUCCAACCUGUAGGAAGCUCACCAACGGCAACCCCUCCGUCAUUUCCAAUUGGACCGCAAGUUAGACGUUCGUCUCGAGACCUGGUCCCUGCCCCAUCUUCCAUCUUGUCUGCAGGAACUACCGAGCUUGAGAAAGGCAGGGGUGGCGGUUUUGCGAUGACUCCAUUGGUGCCACCAGUCGUCGGAGGUGAUCCCCACCCAGCGGUUAGCCGGCCGGUAACGGGUGGGUCUGCUACUAGCAACGAAUCAGCGUCCUCUUUUGCUGAAGAGAUGCUGGCACUCUUUGACACGGCAUUCUCUGUGUCGGGCGAUCUUCCGGAAGGUAUGGACAGAAGCGUGUCUGGGAAUCUGAAUAAUAUGGAGAAGCGGGCGGAUGCGAAACCCGUUCCUCCACCGAGUCAAAAAGGGGACACUAAUAUGAACAAAGCGGUCGAUAUCCGUUUACCACAACCCGUAAGAUCUGAACCGCCACCAGUAAUGAAGCCUGCGGAUGUUCGUUCUCCUGUACCCGCUCAGGACGUUGGUGCAAAGGUUGGUGGACCGGCUAAGUUAGGAGCAGCUGCAAUGGCAAAGCCGGUUGAUAUGCGUCCACCACAACCGGUACAAUCGGACUCAACUGCGGUACCGAAGGUUGGGGACAUCCACUCCGCCGUUCCGGCCAAGGAGCCCGGCAAAAAGGCUGAAGGAGCCGAUGGUGGAGGAAAAUCCCCGCUACAGCAAGACAUCCCAAUGAAUACAGUGAAGGCGGUGGUUCCUCAAUCCCCUUUCCAACAAAACCCAUCUCAAACCUCAGCUAAGACUGACCAGCAAGUUCCUCCGCAAUCUUUGGCUUCCCAAGGGAAACGAAGACAGGAAUCACCUGGACCGAUAGGUAGCUUGACAGUUGAAAUACCGAGACAAGGAGCCGCAUCGACUAGCAAACAGGGAUUCAGUGCUGCCCCUUCGUCUCAAGUACAGUCUUCGACCAGAGCGGAGGCAAAGAUGUCACCUUCUGGUCAAGUGCGACCGGAUGUGAACGUUGUCCAGAAGCAGCCAGUCACUUUGCAGACUUCAUCCCAGCAACAGAAAACGGAUCAAAGUCCGGUUCAACCUCCACCCAUUACCAGGCCUCCAAAAUCUGCUUUUUCCAUUACAAUCCCACCACCUAACCGCGCCCCACCAAAGCCGCCGACCUUGCAAACGGCCAGAUCUCCAGCUCCUCCAUCCGAGCCACUUCCGGCCUCCCCCGUUCGUUCCAACCAAAACCCUCGUGGGGGCGCUUCUGCAGUGACAAGUCCCACAAGUGCGCAUGGUAAAACUCGGUAUAGUACUAUACCAGGUGGCACAAACGCCAUUGUUGGUGAGCUACAAGAUCGGUUCGUCGGUGGAUCGGGAGUGCCUCUGAAAUCUCCACCACCAAAGCAAAGGGAACCAACCUCACCUCGAUCAGCACAAAAUUUCAAUGCAGCUCAAGCCUCGUUAGAUGCAGUUGCCGCCCAAGCCAAAGCGCUUGUUGAGAACACGGGCGACAGACAACGAUUGGCAGAUGCUGCGACUUCGAAUGAGACCUUAACUCAAAUGAAACAAAAUCCCGCAACCGGCGAAGCAUUGCCAAAUGCUUCCUAUAAAGGAUCGGUUAGAGGAAAGCUUACCACCGUAACUCCCACUAUCCUAUCGGCUAAGAGAGUGCAGCUGUUUCCAGCCGGAGGGUCAUCAGUAUACACUACCGGGACUGGGCCUGCGGGGGAUGCUCCCAGGGGGGAAAGUACCCAAAGGGAGGAAAAGAGUACCGAGUGUUCUCAACAGCAUCCGCAAGUCCCUCAGAGCGGGCAACAGCGUGUAGGAGGAUAACGGAUCACAGACGAGCAUUAGGGACUAUGGUUUUGUGAGAGGUCGCAAGUUUUAUUAUAUUGUACGAUAUAGCAACGAAAUUUAAAUACGUAUAGGAAUAACAGACCACAAGUCUAUACGGUUUUGUGAUCUGAUAAGGACUUAUCCUUGUGACGUUUAAUGAUCAUGAGGAUGCUAGAACGAUCUGCAUCGAGUGCAUAUCCCAAGCCCGUCACGGCAGUCAUCAAGUAAUUUCUGCAGUUUCA
This is a messenger RNA of Spizellomyces punctatus DAOM BR117, 3314 nucleotides long. RefSeq lists its product as uncharacterized. The record is from RefSeq and is a predicted model, not a curated record. The coding region runs from base 547 to 3069 and encodes 840 amino acids. NCBI's taxonomy places the organism in Eukaryota, Fungi, Chytridiomycota, Chytridiomycetes, Spizellomycetales, Spizellomycetaceae. The transcript is spliced from 2 exons.